This is a messenger RNA of Nycticebus coucang (slow loris), 1529 nucleotides long. RefSeq names its product C1GALT1 specific chaperone 1 (gene C1GALT1C1). Bases 138 to 1136 code for a protein of 332 amino acids. NCBI's taxonomy places the organism in Eukaryota, Metazoa, Chordata, Mammalia, Primates, Lorisidae. The transcript has 2 exons. The record is from RefSeq and is a predicted model, not a curated record. Gene Ontology annotation, molecular function: N-acetylgalactosaminide beta-1,3-galactosyltransferase activity.
ACUACCCCGCCUUCGGUGGUUUCUUGGCCCUCCCCACCUUGUAGCGAGACCAACGAGAGGUUACCGCCUGCGUCUAGAGCAGCCCGGCCGGAGCCUAACCGAGUGGUGCGCAAACGUGAAAGGGAAGCUGGACGCGGAUGCGCUUUUUCUGCCUCCGAGCCGUUCUAGACGCGGGAAAAAUGCUUUCUGAAAGCAGCUCAUUUUUGAAGGGUGUGAUGCUUGGAAGCGUUUUCUAUGCUUUGAUCACUGUGCUAGGACAUGUUAGGAUUGGUCAUGGAAAUAGAAUGCGCCACCAUGAGCAUCAUCACCUACAAGCUCCUAACAAAGAAGAUAUCCUGAAAAUUUCAGAGGAUGAACGCAUGGAGCUCAGUAAGAGCUUCCGAGUAUACUGUAUUAUCCUUGUAAAACCCAAAGAUGUGAGUCUUUGGGCCGCGGUAAAGGAGACUUGGACCAAACACUGUGACACAGCAGAGUUCUUCAGUUCUGAAAAUGUUAAAGUAUUUGAGUCAAUUAAUAUGGAAACAAAUGACAUGUGGUUAAUGAUGAGAAAAGCUUACAAGUAUGCCUUUGAUAAAUAUAGAGACCAAUACAAUUGGUUCUUUCUUGCACGCCCUACUACAUUUGCUAUUAUUGAAAACCUAAAAUAUUUUUUGUUAAAAAAGGAUCCAUCACAGCCUUUCUAUCUAGGCCACACCAUAAAAUCUGGAGACCUUGAAUAUGUGGGUGUGGAAGGAGGAAUUGUCUUAAGUAUAGAAUCAAUGAAAAGGCUUAACAGCCUUCUCAAUAUCCCUGAAAAAUGUCCUGAACAGGGCGGGAUGAUCUGGAAGAUACCUGAAGAUAAGCAGCUAGCAAUUUGCCUGAAAUAUGCUGGAGUGUUUGCAGAAAAUGCAGAAGAUGCUGACGGGAAAGAUGUAUUUAAUGCCAAAUCUGUUGGUCUGUUUAUUAAAGAGGCAAUGACUAAUCACCCCAACCAGGUAGUAGAAGGAUGUUGUUCAGAUAUGGCUGUUACUUUUAAUGGACUGACUCCUAAUCAGAUGCAUGUGAUGAUGUAUGGGGUAUACCGUCUUAGGGCAUUUGGGCAUGUUUUCAAUGAUGCAUUGGUUUUCUUACCUCCAAAUGGUUCUGACAAUGACUGAGAAGUGGAACAAGAGUCUGUAUAUGAUUCACCUAUAGAACAUGUGUUGUCAUUAUCUGUAGUAAUGACUACACAUCCAAUAUAGCUGUAUAUUUCUUUUUUCUAAUUUUGUGGAAUUAAUAUAAUCACAUUAAAGUUUGUCUAGAAUUUAGUACAUUUUUAAAGGGGUGUGGUUUUCUUAAAACACAUGAAAACUGUAAAUGCAUGGGAGAGAAAUGUUUUAAGAAUAAUUUUGCAGAUAAAGGAUAUAUUUAUAAAUAUUGUAUUUAUGUGGUAAAUUCUAAAUUAUAAACAUUAAAAUCUGCACAGUUUUGCUGAUAGGUUAAAAAUUUAUUAUGUCUUUUUAGCUUUCUAAGUUAUUGAAUUUGUGAUUAAAGUAAAACUUUCAGCUGUG